This is a messenger RNA of Paramuricea clavata, 5739 nucleotides long. The record is from the annotation of a GenBank genome assembly. NCBI's taxonomy places the organism in Eukaryota, Metazoa, Cnidaria, Anthozoa, Malacalcyonacea, Plexauridae.
AUGGAUGGAGCAGCAAUUUUCAGUAAUUUAGGACUCGAUCCAUUAGCACCUGUUGCUUUAUUUGCUGGCAUAGAAUUUAGCAUUUGAAGCACCUUUUCUGGAGAAAUAUGUGGAAUUAAUUAACUCGCAACUGUAUUUCCCAUAACUGUAUUUACAUAAUGGGAAUCUUCCAGUUGACCGCCUAUCAGAGAAAUUCUGGGGCCCCGGGCAAAAUUUUUUUUUGGGGGGGGGGCUAUUUUUUCCGGGGGGGGAUUUUUUCCCGGACAUUUAAAAAAGUGUCAAAAAAAUUUUUCCCGACUAACAUCAGUUAAGUUAAGGUUCAAAAAAAUUUUUCCGGAUAAAUCCUUGUUAAAUUACAUUGGUAAAACCUUUUUUGGACCAAUUCUGCAAAAUUUAGGUUUAGAAAAUUUUUUCUCACCAUUACUUAUAUCAAAAAACGUUCCAAAUUAUUUUUUAUUUUCCAAAUUUGGGGGACCCCCUUUACACUGCGGGCCCGGGGCAAAUUGCCCCCUCUGCCCCCCCCCCCUCUGAUAGGCCCUGUAAUGACCGCACAGUCCUUGAUUUUGACAAAAAAAACAGUCCAUUAGCAAAUUUGCCCCCUCCCUUCACAAAUAUAGUAGUUGUGAGCCAAAUGUUACAUGUGCAGCAGUGUUGAAAAGUUUACUUUGUGGUUGUGCUGCGAACACACGACCACCAUUACGGUCUGGUUCAAGUUUUCUUUUGUGAAGUUGGCACAGUAGCGGUUGUGUAAUUCCCCAAAUUUCUGGGGGGUUUUAAAAUUUAAUAUUUUGUUUUUUAUGAAUAGGGAAAUGGAGAUGGCGACUUUCACAGAGAAGCAGAGGUUAACCAAAAACAAGAAAACAGGUAUACAUAUAACAUUAGUAUAGUGUAUUCUACUUUUAUACACUUAAUGUCUGCUCCCGAAGGAAAUAUAGUCUAAACAAGUUAAAAAAGAAUCUACUGAAAUGGUUUCAACAGCAUAUCCUGUUACCUGUUGUUUAUUCCCCCCCCCCUUCUACAUUCUUUAUUUUACAACAUUGGAAAAUCGUAGUUCAUAAAUUUGCGAGUUUGUUUGUUAUGUACGUAGCCGGUCGGGGGUGGGCAACAAUUUUGCACUCGUUGUCGGGCUGUAUACAUUACAUUUAUCUAUAGCCUCGUGACUACAAGUUAGCCAAUCACGUUUUGGUGUUCACCCUAGCUAUAUAACAACACUUGUUUAGUUGUUAUUUUAGGAAAAGUCAUUAUACUCCUUUGCGUUUUUAUGAAACAUUCUGAUUUCCAAGAUAGUUUAUUACUAGAAACUGUUGCUUUUCCUACAAACCGAUUGGUCGAAAUUGUGCGACUAAAAAUCCUAUUGUCCCCACCUGCAGGCAGCUAUCACUUUUUUCGAAAUGGCUUCUUUGGAGCUGCUAAAUUUAAAAGAGAAUCGGUUUUAAAGCACGUUUUGAAGUAAUUGAAAUAAAAAAGACAGCUAUCUUCAAGAAGAAUUAUUAUUAUUAAUAUUUUUGAAAGUGAGCGAUAAGCAAAUACACUAUUUUUGGAUUUUGCUCGAAAUUCGUGUAAACAUUUUAAUACAACCCAGCCACUUUUGUUUUUGUUUGUUAAAUUUGUCUUCCUUUUAUCUUCAUUUGUAUUGUCAUGUUCGGCGAAAACUUUGGUAUGUAAAACCAUGUUUUAUUUUGUAUUUGAGCUCUUCCAAAACAUUUUUCUCACAAAAUUUUUCGUUUUUGUUUUACUUCAAUAUGUUUUUGAACUCGUUGUGUUUCUCUAAGCAAACCAUAAACUGAAACUUAAUGAGUUUCGUUGACAUUUACAGUGCAUCUCUAUGUUUUUAUCUUCUAUAAAUCUAUGUUCCUCUGAUAAAUUAUUUAAUUUUGUAUUUCCGACUGGUUAAAUAGGCAGUGUCAUGGGAGUGUCACCGAAUUUGACCAUCGCAAAUCUUUAGGCACAAAACCUAAAAAGAAUGGUUCACAACAUAAAACAAUAACAAAUACAAAAAGCAUGUACAGAAGUCUCGAUGGUUGAGAUUAGGCGAGAACUGAGCUGGAUUGUAAAUGACAUCUUGAUCAAUUGUUGGCAGACACGUACUUUUCAAGUUUAGGUCAAUUUCUAUGAAAGUUCAAAGUUGUUUAAUAUGACUCGUGUACAGGGCGCGGGGAAAUCUUCUCUGGGGGCCCCAUGACAUCAUUAUUUUUAAGUCAGAUCUAAGUCAGUCGUCCAACUAGACCUUAGCUAUAUAUAUAGACUGCAUGUGGAGCAACUGUAAGGGGCCCUCGAUUUCAAAACGUCUCUGACCAAGAAGAACCUACUCAAUUCUGGGCUCUAUCUCUCAAGUUGGGGACCUAUUAAGGUGGUGGCCCUGGACAAUUUGCCUCCCCCCUCUCGGCGGCCCUGCUCGUAUAUCUUAACUGAUUUGUAAUGUUUAUUUUCAAAUUCGCAUACCCCUUUAAUUUGAGUAUGAUUGUUUUGUUUUGAAUAUGUAUAUUGUUUUUAUCGCAAAGCCGUUGGCGAAAAACUUAACCGGGGGCUGAGAAAAAUGCUGAAUUUUGAACUGUAGCCUUUUAAGUUGAUUCUAUUAUUUGUGUCUUGGUCACAUGCAGUUUGUAUAGGUGACGUGAUGGUUUUGAGUGCAAUUUGGAUAAAAAAUGCACGAGUGAGUUUUUAAAGAGCAUCUUUGGCGAAACAUGGAACGAUAACCAAAAGGUCUUUGAAAAAUUGAGGUCUUUGAAAAAAUCACUUUGAAGAAAUGAUCUUAUUACCAAUUAAUAAUAUACAUAAAAAUUGUAGUUCUAACUCACGUUUAUAGCGAACCAUGCAUCCAUUGUCAAAGAUUUCCUGCUUCGUUAUAUCUCAUUACAUGCACAACGCUAACGGCUUGAAAAUUUCUCUCAAUUAUGUAAAUUUUGUUAAUUUUGUUUAAAGGUAAAGUCUUUUCCAUUUAGAAAAAAUAAAUACCAUAUUAUUUUCCACACGAACUUUUUACUUAUGUAGCGCGGUCGCCAUGUUUGUUUUGUUUUGAAGCAAUGUGUGACCAUUACUUGACGACCCUGCUUUAAGCUCAUUGGUUGAUUUUAGAUCCCAUUGUUUUUUCCGCCAAUGAGAUAAGUUUGUUACAGAUUUUUGCACUGUUACGGAUUUUUACACUGUUGAUACAGAAUGCGGCACUGCUGUUUGAGAUUAACUGCACUGAAAUCAACCAAUCACAGUCGAGUAAUAUUUUUACGUAUAUUAUUACUACUGAUACAAUUAGUCGCAUCAGGGCUCAUAAUCGCCUCGCUUUCAGCGACCAUAUGUUCAUUGUCCUGACAGCGUUCCUGUUUGAUUGGUUUUGAGCAUUUGAAAUCUACUUGGACCAACAACUACGUCAAUAUACAGAAUUGAGAACGAACUUUUAGCAGAAUUAAUGUUUGGCAAAAAUAGUAAAACACCCAGGAAAACUGGAAAAUCUUCCUUUAGUCAUCACAAGCCCACAAAUAUUUUCAAUUUCUUAUUUGGCUUAUGCAUUAUUUUUCUCUUUAUAUUUAGAAGUUCAAUAAACAAUGCUGAUGGGAAAACUCUAACUGUAGUUUUCCAUGCAAUAUUAUCUAAAAAAUUUGAAUUGGGUGAUAGGAUUAUUGUAAUUCGUGGAGAUGAGCCUGUUUUUGCAGGUGGUUGGGAUGGACGUGGUGUUCCUGUCAUUCAGGAAGGGUUAGUAAAUCAUAUACAGAAUGACUUGAAUAACUGAAUGAACGAACUUUAGGCGCCCUGGUGGGAAUUGAACCUGCACUCCUGCAACCCUGUAAUUCUGUUCCAGCACUUUAACCAACACUGUAGCUCAGUUAGUUAGACAGCUGUGGCGAAAUUGCAGGGCCGCAGGUUUCGAUUCCUGCCAGAAGACAUGUACAUGGCGUAUAAAAAAGGUAGUCAAUUGUAAAAUGGUCAUGAAACUGGAAACUCCACAAAGUGUCUUUAGAAUUUACUAUGUGAAUACAGGAUCUUCUGAUUUUUCUAACAUUUAAAUCUUCUAAAACUUAAAAACCCACAUUGAAAGUGGUUUGCGCACAAAAGUGGACACAGGUGUAAAGCACAUUAAUCAGUUUUCGCCAAAAUGUUAAGAUUCUUUUUAAGGUUGUAUACGACGUCACUUCCUAAUCAUGCAUUUAUACCAAAUUGUAUGUAGAAUAAAUGUGGAAAACAUCUCUUUUUGAGGCCAAGAAACUCCCAUUGUUGAAAGAGUUAUAUUUGCCGAAAGUAUAUAAGUUUAUGAUUAGUUUCAACACAAAGUGUCCGUGCAUGCGAAAGUUCCAAAGAUGCAACAUUCUUACGUUUUAUUAAACGAAAUAUAUCAACGAAUUCAGACCCUGCUUUUUUGUUUUUCUAACUAGAGUAAAGCUACACUCGUGUUUUUUAGUAACAUGGUCCAUGCCAACAAUGAAUGGUCAAAUAAGCUCAUCCUUAAUUGUUGGUUGUUUAAUUACUUAGAGCAAAAUUUAAAAUGCCUGCAUCUUACUUUAGAUUUUUGCAAAAUUGAAAAGGUGCCUGGUGCUAUUAACAUACAUGCUACUAUAUGACAAUAAUUCCAGCCUGAGCUUAGUUUUAUCAUGUUAACGUUUCAAAUUCUCCUGGCUAAAAUUUCUUUCUUGGCUAAACCAAGGCCGGGUUGCCUUUCGUCGCCAACCCCCCGUGACAUUUUACCUGCAGUCAUGGCUUUUGUUUGUCUGAAUCUCAAGUGAGCCUUGUAUAUAUCAAUUAUGAUAUGCAUUUUAAUUUGUGAAGUGUUGACGGAAUCAGAUCUGUUGUAUGGUGAACACUUGUUAGUUUGUCCCCCCAGAAACUUUCCUUGUAAUAGACCUUAUGCAUAAUGACGUCACAAGGCUUGAUGCCCGCGAGGAAUGCUGGUCUUAGUAGUCAUCGGCCGGGAAAAUUAAACAAUUCGAAAUUUUCCCGGUCGAUGACUACUAAGACCAGCAUUCCUCGCGGGCAUAAGGUCUAUUGUAACACAAUUUCCGCCCAAGCUAAUUGUGUUUUUAACACGCAAUUCUACACAAAUUGUGUAGUUCUAAAUAAAUUUGUGCAUGCAAUUCUAAAAAUACAAAUGUGCAUGCAGUCACAAAGUUCUCUUAAAAAUAUUCUUGUGGUUUAUCUUGCGGACGUUCCAGAAAAUGCCCAAAAGCAAUUAUUGAGCAUCAAAAAUAUAAACAUUUUCUUUGGGGCCAUCGAUUUCAACUGAUUUUUUCGUUUUGCGAAAAAAGUUUACGACAUGAAUAAUCUUGUUUUCACUAUAUCGUGUAUAAGGUGGGAAGGUAGAGAAAUGUAUGUUUAGUAUUUUUUUUAGCAAAAUUUACUGUGCUUGUUUAGACAUUUCGACAAACAAUUGCUGUUACGCGGGGAGAUUAAGAUUCCAUUACGGCUUGCCUCGAGGAGAUGUGGAUACAAAUAUGUAUUAUUGGAUAAGAGGAAUGAAGCUACCCAUGAAGAGCUAGUUGAAUUCAAGUCUCGUGGAGGCAUUUUAGACCGAUGCCUUGUCAUUGGAGAAGAAUAUGUUGCAGAAAAAAGUAAGUUAACUGAAUAAUUUCAUGCAUAAUUUUGUGAUACCAAAGAUACCUCACCCCAACUACAAAAAGGUAUCAUGCGUAAAAAGAUUGAUUUUGAGGCAAUUUAAAGUUACCAUGUGUUUUUAGUGCAAAGUUGCUUUGCACUAUUGUUGGACAAAAAUUCAAUCGAGUGACCGAUCAAUCGAUAGAGUAAACAGUCCGGAAU